GUUCCUGGGAGAAGAGAAGACAAGGACCACUCAAAGCAGCUGCCGCUGCCCCAUGGCUCACCUGGGUGCACACUUGGCCUUCAGGGCCCGCUGGCAUAAGACUGACCAGGAGCUCUGCCGCCAUAGCCUAUCAUUCGUGCUGCACAGGGCUGUGAGCAAGGAUUUCUUCCAGAGUUACCUGCAGCUGCUGGAGACGCUCCCCCUAGUGAAACUGUACUCUUUGACAAGCCACGUCAUCAAUGGGGAGAUGCAAUUCUAUGCCAGAGCCAAACGGUUCUACCAGGAAGUGCCGGCCACCGAAGAGGGCAUGAUGGGGAAUUUCCUUGAACUGUCCAAUCUGGAUAUCCAGGCCUCACGGAAAUUUCUUGGGAAAUUCGUUGGGGGCCCUGGCCAGGCGGGCACAGGUUGUGCCCUAGACUGUGGCUCAGGCAUCGGGAGGGUCAGCAAGCAUGUGCUGCUGCCCGUGUUCUGCAGCGUGGAACUGGUGGACAUGAUGCCAUCCUUCCUUCUGGAGGCCCAGAGCUAUCUUCGGGCGCUAGGGCAUCGGGUGGAGAAUUACCAUUGCUGUAGCCUGCAGGACUUCGAGCUGAUCCAAAGCAGAUAUGAUGUCAUCUGGAUCCAGUGGGUUUCUGGCCACCUGACAGACAGAGACCUGCUAGCCUUCCUGUCCCGGUGCCAGGCUGGCCUGAGAGAAAACGGGGUCAUUAUCCUCAAGGACAAUGUGGCACGGCAGGGCUGCAUCCUGGAUGCGUCUGACAGCAGCAUUACUCGGGACAUGGCCACACUCCACAGCCUGGUGGCUCAGAGUGGGCUGGCAGUGCUGGGCCAGGAGCAGCAGGACGGCUUCCCCGAGCACUGUCUCCCGGUAUGGACCUUCGCCUUGUACAGUAAACCUGUGGGGCUCAAAGGUGCCCCCCACAGCCCUGCACGAAUGGACAGAGCUGGUCUGGAAAGGGCCACGAUGGGCACUGCUAAUAUCUAACAAGCAGAACAUCUUUUGAGGGCCUACAAUACAGGAAGAAGAGAAGCAUUGGAGUCAUCUCCCAGUGAGACUAUGUAUACACUUGGGGACUUUCCAAUACUUCCUACAGUGGGAGAUGGAGAAUGUCCAUGGGAGAGGGAGUGGAGUUCACACAGUCUAAACUGCUUUUGGUCUACACUGUGUUUGUAGGCUAAGGCCCAGAGCCCUCUCUGUCCUCACACUUACACUUCAUCCUUGUAAUCAUGACUCUCUUAAACAAUUAAUUCCCACAAUUCCCCCACCCCACCAAAUUAAGGAGGUGCCCAUGAAGAUACUCUUAUGGAAACAAGGCCAUGACUUAAUUUUGUCUUUGGUCUUUCUGUUGGUUAUUAAAAACCAAAAAA
Messenger RNA from Suncus etruscus (white-toothed pygmy shrew), 1365 nucleotides. It is a transcript of the gene NTMT2, whose product is annotated as N-terminal Xaa-Pro-Lys N-methyltransferase 2. Gene Ontology annotation, biological process: N-terminal protein amino acid methylation. The transcript has 5 exons. The record is from RefSeq and is a predicted model, not a curated record. Bases 53 to 982 code for a protein of 309 amino acids. Gene Ontology annotation, cellular component: cytoplasm. Gene Ontology annotation, molecular function: N-terminal protein N-methyltransferase activity. Lineage: Eukaryota; Metazoa; Chordata; Mammalia; Eulipotyphla; Soricidae.